CAUGUCCUUCCAGCUGCAGGAGCUUGGGCCUGCGCAGCGAAGGGCAACAAGCAAGCCAUACCUUCCAUACGUCAAGCUGACAAACAAAGAAGUAUGGGAAGCCGGUCUGCCUGAUUCUUGAAUUUGAUAUGCACGCGCCUGUGGCACUUCCACCUUGCUCUUAGGAUCAUCUUCUGUUUCCUAUUGGCCUGGCUGCAGCUCCCAACUUGCUAUGGGUCAAGUACACGUAGAAUACCUGCUGGUCGCAGAAUUUGACAUCGACAGAGGCCCGACUAUCGCUCAUCAAUACCCUGAAGUACUGUCACGCGAAUCUAAUGUCCUGGCAGAGCUCAUGCUGCCCGAUCAGACACACGUCAGAUCAGAAGACUGGACAAUAUUCUUCUUGCAACGUAAUGCUAUUGCAGGAGAUCCACUGCUGAAGAUCAAUGAGCAUUCCGAGUCUUCUACGGAGGAUUCAGCUGAGGACAACCUCUUGUAUGUGCUCAGCCUUGUAAACACAAAGCACGACAAGAGUGUCAAACGUGGUGCGCAAGUCAAAGCCCUGGCGAUCGUCACAAGGCACGCCUAUCUGCAUGUCUACAAGCCAGUACUCCUUCUAGCUCUGGAUGAAUAUUACAAAAAUCCAACGCUUUCAACAUUGGAAGUCCUCUACCAGUCUGUCAAUGCCAUGGACCUAUCGGCCAUGCCAAAGUUGAAUGAGCUUGAAAAGUUGAUCUUGGUCGCUUCCGAUCAAGAUGCUGUCCUGAGCCAGCACACUGAGUCUACCGAUGACAAGCGGCACUCUGACCAAUCGGCAAUUUCAUCGCCAAUCUCAACGGUUUCUGAUCGCAUGUCACAAAUGCUCCUAGGGAAUACCCAGAACAGCGGGCCUGCUUCGCCAGGCGUACCGGGCUAUCACAGAGACACUCAGCACUUUUCGACCUUUGUGGACUAUCUCAAUGUCAAAGUGCCCGUGCGGAUUCCGCUCGCCACUUUUCCAGAACUGGUCGGAGACUUCUCCAUCAUCCAGCUGAUUCAAAUCUUUACAAAGAACGCUUCCAACAAUUCGUCGUUCCAGAUUUUGCAUCCUGAGUUGACUACGAGUGGCUCGUCGACGCAUCCAGUCAUGGUCCUCAUGAAUGCCCUGCUCACUCAAAAGCGGAUUGUCUUCUUGGGACUAGCCAGGCCAUCAGGAGACGUCGCCCAGCAUGUACUUGCUGCAUGCGCUCUUGGGUCUGGCGGAUGUGGCCUGCUUCGUGGCUUCACCGAACGAGCCUUUCCUUACACCGAUCUAAGUAAGAUUGAGGAAGUGAUUCAGGUUCCUGGGUUCAUCGCUGGAGUGACAAACAGUGUCUUUGAGCUCCAUCCCGAGUGGUGGGAUAUUCUUUGCAACCUGGAUACAGGAGCAAUCACUAUAUCAAGCGAGCUACAGGAUAGCUUCGUCGAGCCUUCGCCAACGAGUUCUGUGUUCAAUUUUACUUCGUUGGCCCAUGGCGUCAAUGCAGCCGACGGCGUACGGAGUGUGUCUCAUUUAUGCGACUACAGCGAUGCUGGAUUCAUGGCGGAUAUCGAAAUGACUAUUCAAGAACGCGCGUCAGAGCACACUAUGAGGAUGAAGUUUCGCGAUUGGACCCAUCGCCUCGUCAAAACUGCUGUUGCAUAUGAACUUGACAAGUAUGGCCACUCAAAUUUGUUGCCACCGCGUGAAGUGGUUGAUCAAUUUGAACUUGCUGGGACUGGAUGGGUAUGGCCAGAUGAGCAGUCAAAACAAAGGGACCUUUUGAGUAAUGCAAGCCGUAUCGAGGGCUGGAGAGGUACAGAAAGCUACUUGAAAUUUGGCGAACAAAACACAAGAUACUGGCACAAACAACUCCGUGCUUCGCGUUCAGCGGAUGCAGCCAUUGCAGCGACCGCACGGAUUGUCUCUCUGGAUCUUUGGUACCAAAUCGAACAGCUGCGCGUCUUGAGCCAUGACAAAUUGACAUUGGACGAGUCUGCUCGAAUAUACACGACUUUGGCAAAGGAGGUACGUACGCCCUUGCAAGUGACUGAGUUGUUGUCACUCUGUCCGUUGAGCCAAGGAGGUUUGCAAUGGCUGGCACAUGGUUGUUGGCAUCCAGAUCAUCUUGCCAGAGUCGCUGCAGCCGAACUGCUCGAGCGCAUUGAGGAAAGUUCCAUUGGUGUGCACUUCAUUGGAGCUCUCAACAUGUACUUUCGUCGCGGCUAUCAACGACUGAAACAAGAGAUUGCAGCCAACGUUCCCAUUGAAUUUGAGGCUCCAGCCAUAUCGACAAACGGCAUCUGAAGCCAGUGAAAGAAAUUUAACAUUGAAAAGAUACAUAUAAUGGAAGAAUUACGCUG
Messenger RNA from Protomyces lactucae-debilis, 2340 nucleotides. RefSeq names its product docking domain of Afi1 for Arf3 in vesicle trafficking-domain-containing protein. NCBI's taxonomy places the organism in Eukaryota, Fungi, Ascomycota, Taphrinomycetes, Taphrinales, Protomycetaceae. The transcript has a single exon. The record is from RefSeq and is a predicted model, not a curated record. The coding region runs from base 212 to 2284 and encodes 690 amino acids. Gene Ontology annotation, cellular component: plasma membrane. Gene Ontology annotation, biological process: actin cortical patch localization.